Messenger RNA from Pseudopodoces humilis (Tibetan ground-tit), 2999 nucleotides. The record is from RefSeq and is a predicted model, not a curated record. Lineage: Eukaryota; Metazoa; Chordata; Aves; Passeriformes; Paridae.
CGCUUCUGAUGUUAUAAUAAAGACCUGCGGAAAGGCCGCGUUCAAGGAUUAUGUUGUGCUAGGUGGGAGGAGUGUUCUUCAUCAGUGACUUCAACUGUUUCAAGCAUUUUUAUGUGCUCAGGAAUUAAGGUGGAUGAAAUGUUUCAUUGAUCAUAGCAGGAGCAGGACAUAUAAGGUGGUGUUUUUUUGCAUGCUAAUCCUGCAGAGAAACAUUGUGUCCAACAAAGUAUGCUGGGUCAGCAAAAGCAAGAAACUUGUGCUGCAAAGACAGUAUCCACAGACAAACAGAAAUCCUCUACGGAUCUAAUACAAAGUUUUCAGAAGAAAAGUCAGUUUAGGACCAUUGCUCCAAAAAUGGUACCAAAAAUUUUAACAUCUGGAGUUGUUUCUUGCCAUCAGUCAUCUUUGCCUGAGCCAGUGACACCAAUUUCAGCUUCAGGUUCUAAGCCCCUGGUGGUGCCAGCUCAGAACUAUGCUGUCAUGCAGGUGGCUGCUCACAAGGGCACAUUUUCCCUGUUGGCUGUGCCGUGUGUUGCACCUGCUCUAACACAGCAAGUUCAGCAGUCGACUGUGGCCCCCUCUGAAAACCUAAAGCUGCCCAUCCCCAGGUACCAAUCUGUAAGAAAUAAAUUGCUGAGUGACAAAAAACCAGCACAAAUCUCUGGUUUUGUGUGGAAUGCAUGUAACAAGAUUCCUACCAAAACGCUGAUCUCGUCACAGACUUCCCUCAUGACUGCUCUGCCUGAAGACUGUCCUGAAGCUCAGUCUAGCUCAGAUUCAGCUGAGCAAGGGGUGAUAACAGACUGUGACUCAGCUGAAAUUGGAGUUGCCACAUUAGUAAAUAAAAACAAUCAUGUGGAGUCUAGAUCUCUUUUAAUGAAGAAAACUGAAAUUGAAAGCAAUAAUGUUUCCAGACCAACUGUAGUUGAAGACUCUCUAUCCAAGCCAGCAAGUACAACUAAUCCCAUGAAACUAAGUCUACACUCUGUGAAGACAGCAUCAGAAACCACAAGAGAGCCACUCCUGAAAUCUGAUAAACUAAAGGAAAAACCCACAAAUUCUGCAGAUCCUUUUGCUGUCUUGUCACCAGCAGUUUUUGGCAGUACAAUUCAGAUGACUUCUUCAGCACCAAAAGGAAAACUUCCUAUUUUGCCUUACUCGAGAAUGAAAAAUUCAGUGUUCUGUAGAUCUAAGCAGAAUACUAAAGUUACGGGCAUACCUGGUCAUUCACUAAAAUCUGAAUGUGAAAAGAUACCAUCUUUGAUGAAAGCCAAAGCCUUUGAUAAUCAAUUAGGUGUAUCAUUUACACAAGUCACCAAACAAACCAUUCAGGAAAAUACCUCCUCUCCAUCCAGCAAAGUGGAUGAUGUUGACAGCCUUAAAAAAUUGAACAGUGCAACCUCUAAAAGAAGAGGCAGGAAAAAAAGAGCCCCAGAAGAUUUAUUGGCUUUUCAGGCCAAACAAAGGAAAUGCAUCAUUAAUAAGUUUAGAGAAGAAAGAGAAAGGGCAAAGAUUGAUAUUCAGACACCUGAAGACAAUAAAGCAGAAGCAGUGAAAAAAUACCGCAGUAUCAGACCAAAACCAGUGGUGGUUGUGCAGGCGUUCGCACCGCUGGCUCCUGCAGCCAUCGUAGAGAUGCCGUCUCAUGAGCAAGACUUGUUUUUAAAUGGUUCACUGGCCAAUAAAUGUUUAAGUUCCAGGCACAGUGAUGCUACAUCAGCUAAAUCAAGUGAUCUAAGUAGAAAUAUACGUUCAGCUGUCCCUAAGCCUCUGCACAGAUGUCAUGUUUGUAACCAUACGUUCCAGUUCAAGCACCAUCUCCAGGACCACAUGAACACUCACACACGCAAGCGGCCCUACAGCUGCAGGAUCUGCAGGAAGGCAUAUAUCUAUUCUGGGAGACUGAGCACCCAUAUGAAGCUUCAUCACAAUGAAGGCAAACCCAAAAAGCUGGUGUGCUGUGAAUUCUGUGCUAAAGUUUUUGGCCAUGCAAAAGUGUACUUUGGCCACCUCAGAGAAGUCCACAGGGUUGUUAUCAGCACAGAGCCCUCCACUAGUGAGCAACAGGUGCAAGAUACUUUAAAGAAUAGAGACAGGAAUAUAAAAGAGGCAGAAGAAGCUACAGAGAGGGGAAAUAACUGCAAUUUUGAGGACCUAUUCCAUAACCCGGGAGGAGUGAAAUUACAGGUCAAAUGUGGUCGAUGCCAGUUUAUUGCAGAGUCUUUCGGUGAAAUGAAGUUUCACUUAUUGUGCUGUCAUGGAGAAGAGAUUCAGGGAAGAGUGAAGGAAGGGGUUUUGCAAGGAAGCAGAGGAACAAAGGGAGGACUGGUCAAACAUACAACCCACGUGUGGAAACAGCACGAUGAGAGAAGACGUUUAGCAAAGUGCAGUGCCCAUCAGGAGGAGCUGUAUACUGUUCCAAAACCAAAUAGACAGAUACCCUUGCACCAUCACAAUAAUGUCAAUAUUCUACCUAAAAGUGAACUGACUCAGUCAGAAAAUAGUGAAGCCUCCAAGGAGAUGAAAAAUGUGGGGUUUGGUACACCAAGGAAAAAAAUAGAAUUUUGGUCUAAAGCAGGCUAUAACUGCAUUUUAUGCGAACAGUUAUUUGGAAGAAAAGAGGAUCUUUUUAAUCAUUGGCAGAGCCAUCAUAAUUGUGAAGACCCUUCCACUUUAUGGACAGUUUUUACUUUCGUAUCAAAACAAAGAAUUAUUGAACUUUCUGAUAAUGGAACAAUAAUGCAGGCAAGUCUAAGAAAUCACCACAUCACUCUCCAGCAGAAGUCAGAGCACGUCAGAGGGCAAGCUGAAAAAUAUACCAGAACUGUCCCUGCAGUACUACUGUAUUUAUUCCUUUUUGUGGUCAGCUGUAAUUGAGGGAUUGCAGUGAUAAAAGAGUCAUUCCUAAAAUGGUCUGUGUUGUCUCUAACUGUUCUUCAAAAAUUAUGGUGGUGAAAACAUGAGAAGAGAUGUAAAAAUGUUGGGCUUUCUGAGUGGGA